AUGGCAAGUGGGAUGAUUCCUUUUCUAGUUCUUCAACUCAACAAGGAUAACUACGGCAAUUGGAGCAUAAGAAUGAAAGCGUUGCUUGGGUUGCAAGAUGCAUGGGAGAUCGUAGAGAAAGGCUACACGGAGCCACAAGAUAAGGUCGCUCUAUCUCAAGCACAAAGGGAUACUUUGAAGGAUGCAAGGAAGAAGGAUAUGAAGGUGUUCACCUUCAUCUAUCAAGCCUUAGAUGAAAGCAUGUUCGAGAAAGUAGCUUGUGCUACUGCAAGUAAGGAAGCAUGGGAGAUCUUGCAAAACUCCCACAAAGGAGUUGAGAAGAGGAAUGGAGAAAAGUUGAAUGUCACUCGAGUAAUUGAGAAGAUACUUAGGUCUUUAGCUUCUAAAUUUGACUAUAUAGCUGUAGCCAUUGAGGAAUCUAAAGAUCUAGAUAGUAUGAGUGUCGAUCAACUCAUGGGAUCUUUACAAGCCCAUGAGGAAAGACUAAAGAAGAAGGUGAAAGAAGAGCCAUUAGAGCAAGCUCUUCAAACAAAGCUCACUUUGAACGAGGGUGAAGGAAGGUUCGAUAGUAGAAGCCAAAGAGGAAGAGGACGAGGCCAAGAUCAAGGAAGAACUGCAUUCUAUAAGGAGAAAAGAAGACAAAGCUCAUUCUUCACCUGA
This is a messenger RNA of Olea europaea var. sylvestris, 660 nucleotides long. RefSeq lists its product as uncharacterized. The record is from RefSeq and is a predicted model, not a curated record. The coding region runs from base 1 to 660 and encodes 219 amino acids. The transcript has 2 exons. NCBI's taxonomy places the organism in Eukaryota, Viridiplantae, Streptophyta, Magnoliopsida, Lamiales, Oleaceae.